AUGGUGGAACUCGCGGUUGGCGAUCUGUACGAUCAGCUCGCCAGCAAACAAGAAGGCAUCGUGAUCCGUCCUGAAGCACUAUACGAGUGCAAGUAUUGUGCUAUGUUCGAGAUCCCUGGUUCGGAACUUCGCGAUUCUGACAGAGGACGCUCACAUGCCGCUGCUCAUCGUAUUGCUUUCGAAGCUCUUCUGGAGCCUGCCCCCGUCCUCAUCUGCCCAAUAUGUGAUCUGCCGCAGAAAACCAGUGACGUUGCAUGCGUAUUCGGCUGUAUGUUCAACGAUCUUGACCUUAGUGAUGGUGAGGAAGAAAACGAGUCGAGUUCGACAAUUGGUAGCGCAAUGGAGCCCAAAUACUCUCCUGAUGGUGCAGAUGAGGAUCCUCAAAAUGAAGCCCUUCAAAACAGUUCAACAAAUAACAAUAACUCUGGGGGCGAGCAGUCGACCUCAAGAGCCGUGGACAUGGAAACGAACAUUGCUUCUGAAGCGGAGAAAUCACAUCGAAAUGGAGAUCAUGCAAGAAACGAAGGUGACAUUUCAAUGGAUUCGGAAAGGAAUAAGCGUUCAGAGAAGGCGAGUCAAGAAACGCCACCUCGUCGACAACAAAUGGCUGGUGUCAGUAUAAUCACCUGCCUUGUUUGUGACUGGUCACCAACAGUGUUUCAUGAUUCGAGUCGCAUGCGUGACGAAGUUUCGUCACAUGUGCGUCUGCACAUACGUGAAGAAUCAGGCAAGAUCCCUGGCAGAGGCGAAAGCUUUUUCGGGGAUAAGCGGCUUUUGAGCUGCAUGGAUUUCAGUUUAGAAGAAUAUUUUGAAAAAGAACACCUAACGGAUCUCAGUGGUACAAUAAACUCUAGAAUUAUGGAGCGUGUAUACGGGGAUCUUCUUGCCAAGUUGUUCGGCAUAUGUGUCCCACUUGUAUACCGGAUUCUGCAUGGUAAUAAUGGAAACCCUUUCCGUCCACCAGAAUCUUUGAGCAUCAAGCGAAGAAAGGGUCGCCGUGCCAAUAGAUCAUCAAAACCUAAGAAAGGUAUGACUCUUGGAGACACAAUUAAAUUAUUCGAAAUGCAUCCUUUUGUUGACGAAGAACGACUCCGAACUAGGAAACACAAGUCCAUUCCACAUAUGGAUGCGGACAAGAUUGAGCGGUCACUUUCGUCGGUUUGGCUUCAUCUGAAUCAAUGGUCAAAUGAUCCAGUAAAUCGCGUACAUCUUGCGAGUGAAUCGCGUUGGAUCCGUCUCGCUCAGAUUCGCAGAAGAGUGUUUUUAGAGUCGAAGAAAGCUUACCGUAAAUAUAUGCCUGAUAAACUGACUAUUCCAGGCUCUGAUGCUCAGGAAGAAGCUGAAGCAGCAGAGCUAGCUGGAAAAUACGUCCACUGCAAUAUAUGUGCGAACGUAUGUAUACGCGCAGAUAAUACUGCUUACAUCAAGAUAUUUUCUGAGCCUACCGCGGAAGACUCUCCAAGAGAGGAACAUCAAUGCAAAAGUGACUUCCUCAUUCGUUGUCAAAGAUCUAGCUGUUGUGGGAUUGAUCCGGUAAUCGUGCUACCUUGUGAUAAGGCCAUUCCUCUUGCAAAUGUAGACAUCGCCGUCGUGAAGCACAUGUUAUGGCACGUACGAAAUGACCCGUUUUUGGAAUUGGACUCGAACGAAAAGGAGAUCCUAACUCGUGCGCUGAUGAUCCGCUUAUCCUGUACACAAAUGCGGCAAGUGCUAUUCAUGGCGAAAAAAGUUGCGAAGCAGUUCAUUAAGUACAAGGAAACAGACCUGAUAAGGUACGUCCAGGAUAAAAUGGAAGAGAUCGGUUGCGUUCUUUUCGGUUUCAACAAGGGCUUGGUUUUCCAGAGUGAUCGUCGGAAACGUGCCUUCGUUGCUUAUGCUCACCCGGUGGUUCUACACAUCUUGGAACAUUUAUCGGCGGGACAGCUGCCUCAACAUGUUACAUCAGAAACAGAUCUCAUGAGGUGGGAGAGCGCAUGCGCGAUGGAAGGGCUACGGUUCAAGAACGUCUCAAUGGCGAUAAAACACGUACUCGAUGCCCAUAAUGAUCUAGUGGAAUUGAGCGCCUUGGAUAUGAUGUUGGAAGAUAUGGGUAUUCAUCAGCUUUUCCGCAGUGCAAUUUCUUCUGCAUUGGGUGAUCAGGCAUGGCAAUUAGAGGAGGCACUAGGGUUUGGUGCAUACAAAGCAAAAGUUUGUCCCAGACCUGAUUUUUUCAAUGAAACCGAAACAGAAAGUAUUCAUCGACCGGAAUGCACUCGACCAUGGGAUACAUCAACACAAUUGUGUGCAUGCUCUGAACCAGUGCCCACACAGUCGGAAGCAAUUGCUCAGACGACUUCCCUACCAGCGGUCAAACUGGAAACGGAAGAAUCUGGAGCUGAACGGAGCGGUUUUGAGAACUCGAUUGCUGCCCUUGCGGAAGGGCUCGCAGCACCGUCGACAGACCAGUCGUCGGCUGAUGCAGGUGCCGACGCAUCUGAUAACAGGAUGGCAAACUCAAAAAAGAAGCGACCAGAUCGUUUCAAGCGAGCAAGGCAGAAGCGAGUCAAGGAAAUAAAGCGAGAGGUCGAUGGCAUGCUUGUUCCUCAGCGCAACAAAGCUCUUCCUCUGAAG
Molecule: messenger RNA, 2610 nt
Organism: Ostertagia ostertagi
Lineage: Eukaryota; Metazoa; Nematoda; Chromadorea; Rhabditida; Trichostrongylidae
Source: the annotation of a GenBank genome assembly